Messenger RNA from Drosophila gunungcola (fruit fly), 1179 nucleotides. RefSeq lists its product as uncharacterized. The record is from RefSeq and is a predicted model, not a curated record. Lineage: Eukaryota; Metazoa; Arthropoda; Insecta; Diptera; Drosophilidae. Bases 35 to 1036 code for a protein of 333 amino acids. The transcript is spliced from 2 exons.
UUGGUCAUGAGCUUGGGGCUGCAGAUUUGCAAAUAUGAGCGCCACAACAAUAUUAAAGCUGAACCAUUAUUGUUUGUACGAGACAUUUCGACAGAUCAAAGCUAAUUGCGAGUUGAACAGACGUUCUCCUGAGAAAUAUUGGGAUCUGAUUAAUUUCUUUAUCAGCUGUGAGAGAUUCGUCAACGUUUUUAAAGAGUGGAACUAUGACCUAUACAAGGAGCUUCAUAUCGAUUUUGCCUUUUUACAAGCGAAAAAUAUGGUAACAAUCGAUUUGGCCAGGGUAUACGAAUCACUAAAAAGCGUUUCCAAAGCUAGCAAAGAACUAUAUUGGAAAUUGUAUGUUAAUGCGGUUAAGGAGAACAAACAAAUGAAUGGAAUGAGCAUAACUUUUAAACCAUCCCGAUACAACCCCGAACAUUUGGAUAGAUUUGAGGUCCUGAUAAAUGCCAUUAAAAACAAGAUCAGUCUUCAAACACUCUUUAUAGACGUUCCAGGGUAUAGCCUUCAAAAUGUGCCGCCGCUCGGCCUAUUGAGAAUAAUCUAUCUCAAUGUUCGAAUGAAUGCAGAGGACUUGGUGCAGUUGGUCCGAGCAAAUCGGUUUUUAAACUCUCUAACAUUCGCCAAUACCGAAUUAUAUGGAAGUUUUGCGGAUAUUGUGCCAUACUGUAAGCAUCUGGAAGUUCUUGAUUUGACUAUGAAGCCCGGCAUCGAUGCCACAAAAUAUGCCCCUCAGGCAAAUUUGCCUUUACUUGAGAUAUUAAGACUUAGAGGAUACCAUCAAAGCGGAACUCUGGUUAAGUUAUUUCAAAAUCUUAAGGGAAGGGGUAUUCAGAGACUAGAUAUUCCGGACAUUUUGCUCAGCAAACAGGAGGCGCAGGCGAUGUUACAAUUAAACACAUUAUCCCACAUUUUAAAUGGUUUUAGUGACAAACAGAUCGUCGCUGAUAUGACACAUCUCAAGAAUCUAAAAUUCGUCUAUUUAUAUGCCCGGCGGGGUCAACUUGUUUUAUUGGUUGAGUUGAUGGGAUUGGCAUAAAAGUCUACAAUAGAAAUUAAUAUCAAGUAUCGUCAUUUAAUGAUCAGUAUGUCGAAUGAACUUGGGGAAUUAAAAGUGUCAUUUUACAAUGAUGGUGAUGAUGAACUAGUCGAUGUGGAUGUUGAUGAUUUCUAUAUGUUAGC